AUGGAGAAUCUCAAGUUUGUCAAGGAUGGUGUCUCAGUGAGUCUUCCUACUGGUUUUAAGUUUGAACCCAGUGAUGAAGAGCUCAUUCUCCAUUACCUGCACAAUAAGGUCAUGUCCCGCCCAUUGCCCGAUGACAAUAUUAUACCCGAUUUCGAAGUCUGGAAAUCGGAUCCAUGGGAUAUGCCAGGUGAUUCUGAGAAAUAUCGCCACUUCUUCAGCAUGGCUUAUAAUGGAUCCGUGAACCCAAAUGGGGACAUCCCCAACAGCUACGGCUACUGGAGGCCCACAGGAUUCGACAUACCAAUCACGGUUACUAAGGGAUUUGAGUUCAUUUUUGCAAUGAAGAAAAUCCUUUCCUUUUACAGAGGAAACUCUCCCAACGGUACCCAGACGGAUUGGAUAAUGCAUGAAUAUCGCCUGCCUGCAGCUUCCCCUGCCGCCGCCGCCGCCGCCGCCGCCCACGUUUCGGCGGUCAAUCCCUUCAAAAAGAUCAAGCUUUCGGAGAUCUCAGAUGAAGCCGCGGCCGCCAUGGACAAGUACUGGGUGCUGAUCAAGAUUUUUAGGAAGAAGAAUGAGAGGAAGAAGGAGGUGAAGAAGGUGGUGAAAAUGCCGUUCAUCUCAGGUCGGAACUCUGCUCCUGCUUCGUCAAGCAACAAACCUUAG
This is a messenger RNA of Impatiens glandulifera, 663 nucleotides long. Its product is annotated as NAC domain-containing protein 83-like. Bases 1 to 663 code for a protein of 220 amino acids. Lineage: Eukaryota; Viridiplantae; Streptophyta; Magnoliopsida; Ericales; Balsaminaceae. Gene Ontology annotation, molecular function: DNA binding. The transcript is spliced from 3 exons. Gene Ontology annotation, biological process: regulation of DNA-templated transcription. The record is from RefSeq and is a predicted model, not a curated record.